UUACGGUUAAAGGGGUCUCUGGCUGUUUGUUUGAGAGCCCUUGGUCGACAUUACUGCUGCCAGUCUACAGUACUAAUGGAAUUUCAAAUCGCCUUUUCGUUUUGAGUGCAUUGUCCAUGUCGCGUGCCGUAUUUUUGGUUGCCUAGAAACCGUUCAAACAACCCAACAGGUGCAGAGCUGAACUGUGCGCAGUUAGACAUAUGUUUAGAUUUUCAAACACGAAAGAGUGCAUCUCAUGAUGAAUAAGGAGCUAAAUGAAGAAGCCCUGCAAGACCUCUACGCUUGGAUAGAUAAAAUAAAACUCUCCAGACCUAAAAGGAAUAUCUCACGCGACUUCAGUGAUGGAGUUAUGGCUGCUGAAGUUGUGAAGCAUUUCUUCCCCAAGCUGGUGGAGCUACACAACUAUACACCUGCACACUCCACUCAACAGAAACUGACUAACUGGAACAUGCUAAACAGGAAGGUUUUCUCCAAGCUGAAUUUCCAUGUUCCAGUGGACACUUUAAAGAAGAUCACACUCAGCACCCCGGGAAGCAUUGAGCCGGUUCUGUGUGUUCUCAGAGAGAGAUUAGAGGACAAACAAGCAGGGAGAGUUUCAGACAUCACCCAGGAUUUAGAAUACUACAGCACUGUAAAUGAAAAAGCAAAAACAGAAAAUGGCCAGAGCACUUUUGAGAACUCUCACAAGACAGCCGGUCCUGUGAAAAAGACCCAGAAAUCUAACCCUCCUAUAGUGUUGGGUGAAAAUGUAGACCCAGCCUUCCGGUUGCUUUUGGAGGACAAGGAGCAGGCUCUGCUGGCUUUACAGGAGACUGUAGAGAUUUUACAGAUAAAAGUGAACAGGUUGGAGCAUCUGGUUCAUCUGAAGGACCUGCGCAUUGAGGACCUGACUAAGCACUUGGAGAGUGGAACGAGUUCAUGCAGAUUUCCUGUGAAAGGUGAAGGGAGGAAAUGUGCCACAUCGAGGAAGGCAGCGGUGAAGUCACUGUGGGCUGUGGUGGGGCAGCUUUGCUGAUUCAUUGGCAUCAGCUACUAUACAUCUGUUUCAGUACAAAGAGUCAUCAUUUAAAGCACAAUCAUGUUUGAUCUAUGACUCCAGCUGUGUACAUUUUAACUUCUCAGAAAAUGUUCACAGAGAUCUUGAGAACCUUUUUUUUUUUUUUUUUUUUUUUAAAAAUCAAGGUUAGUUUUGCAUAAGCCAGAAACAUACAGGUUUGAAAGAAGAGAAAACUUAAAAGUCAGAUUGUGUGAACACACACAGUAAGCUGAAUGAAAAAUGCUCCAUUUGUUACUAGAUCAGCAGACAUUUAAAAACAAUUGAGUCAGGGCAGGCCUGUGUCCUAUAAGGUCAGUAGGAGUACUAGCCGUUUUUUUGUCUGCUGACUAAAGUGACCAUUUCCUUCCUUUUUUCCUUCGUCACCUCAUGCCCCACUGGUUAAGUUCUAUGCAGAAAAGUCAACGCGUCAUUCGUUAUACUGGGCUAAAACCAUGGACAUUUCCUGUCUUUAGACAAAUAACUGGCUGAAGGGGUUUAUUUCCUAAGCAAACAUGGACAUAUGGGCAAUAAUAACAAGCUACAUUUUUCUUUGUGUGUGUUUUUUUUUGUUGUUUUUUUUUUUGCAUGAUCUUGCAGUUGUUUGCCAAUCCAUUACUUAUUUUCAGCUGGACUUUCCACACGUUUUUAACAAAAGGAAAUGAGCAACGCAUUACAUCACUGCAUUUAGAACACCUAGCACAACUACUUGUAAGGGGUUUUUGUUGUUUCUACGUAACAUGCUUGUUUCAGUGACGGCAACAAAAAUGAAAACCUACAAACCUAGCAACAAGUUUAGACAUAAAAUAAUGCUUACUGCAAAUUAGUGAAAGGCUUGCCAGAUAACACAAACAUGCUGACUUUUUAUAAGGAUAUAGAACAUAAUUAAGUACACACUACUAGAUAUUACCUAAAGGAGAUGGCAAACAUAAGUUUCUUAUUAUAAGGAAUAAAACAUGGUGGGGGCAUGGGGUAUAUUCAGUCACUUUCAGUAACCAUUUUCAGGGUCACGGUGGAUCCAGAGGCACCGGGGUGAGGCAGAAAUACACAUGGUGUGUGUUGUUAUAAGAAAAUAAUUUUGAUUCUGAUGUUUGAUGUGAACAUUAACCGAAGCCCUUGACCUGUAUUUGCGGUGCACUGACGCCACACGGUGGCCUUAUUAGAUAACUGCAUGAAUGUGCAAUUGUACAGCUGUUCCUAAUAAAGAGGCCAGUGAGUGUAUGAUGAUGUAUUAAAAUUACUAUAACGUGUGAUUUGUCUUGCAGCCAGAACUAGUGUGAGAGCUGCUGUUAUACAAAUUUAAUCAUCGUCUGACCAAACAGGUUCGAGAAUUCAACAGUGUAGUAGUAUAAAGAGAUUUAUACUUAUAUUUCUAAUUUCUGCUUUUAGAUGUACUCCAGUGUAAUUCAACCCAACAGGUAUUACAGCUCUUUAUCAUUGGGAAAAAUUAAAAAUCAAUUUGGGGACAAA
Molecule: messenger RNA, 2503 nt
Organism: Ictalurus furcatus (blue catfish)
Lineage: Eukaryota; Metazoa; Chordata; Actinopteri; Siluriformes; Ictaluridae
Gene: spef1
Product: sperm flagellar 1
Exons: 8
Coding region: 236-1015 (259 amino acids)
Biological process (GO): regulation of cytoskeleton organization
Cellular component (GO): axoneme
Molecular function (GO): microtubule binding
Source: RefSeq, a predicted model, not a curated record